GCCUACCGGUCACAACGAUAUCUGUGCAACCCACUGCGGGUCGAAUGACAACAUGUUCCACGACGAACAGGCUGUCCAGAUAUUCUGGACCAACAAAGCCAAUUCCUUCAAGGUUGACCGGAAUUGUGAGGCUGCCAUGAAUCACACCCACCGAGGUCGUACUUGAAUGGAACGACACGUGAAGGCAAGUCAUCAAUAGAGAAGCCACAUCAGCAAUGUCAACGGGGUACCAAAUGCCCCAGCACGCAAGCAGAAUGGAACCGUCCACUACCAACUGCCCCUGCUCGAUUAAUGGACUUCAAAUAAUUACGGAGCUCCGGACUGUCCAGCCUGUUGUUGAACUCGGCACGGUUCUCGAUAUCGUUCAAAAGGUAUAUACACAUGGCAAGGAUGUACUCCAAUGCCAAGACUGUCGAAAAAGCCCACACUCAUCGUAUGUGAUGCUACCAGCAUUGGCGGAGCAAUGUCUCUCCCUAUUUGAAGCCGUCUGUAUAGCAUAUAAUAUUACGAGGGGGAACAUGCUAUUUGAUCCAUCAGUGUUGGCGUUCGAGGAGCCAUUGCCGCAAUUUAUCUGUAUGAGGAGUAAGACAGUGUUGGGGCAGAUAGAGCUGGAUGAAAGGGAGUCGGUGAUGCUUGUAAGAACACUACUGGGGAGGAACUUAAUGAAGAUCUUGGAGGUGUUGGAGACCCUGCAAAAGAUAUUCAGGUCGUUAGGGAAAGAGGCUAUUGAAGGGGGACGAUGUGCGGGCCCCGCAACGCUACGGGCGUGUGAGUCUUCGGUUGAAGCCACCAUGCGGAGGUUCGCAGUGUUCAUGAAGCAAGUUGAGGAUAACUCCGGUAGGUCGUUUAUACUCUAGGCUCGUGGUUGUGGCUAACAGUGAUUCGUGUAGGGGCGUGAAGGAUGACGACGAGGAGUGAGGGGUGAGGACGAGGCGUACCCUAUAUGCUAUGUGAGAUCAAGCAAGUUAAUAAAUUAGAUUGGGUUCC
This is a messenger RNA of Aspergillus eucalypticola CBS 122712, 987 nucleotides long. RefSeq lists its product as uncharacterized. The record is from RefSeq and is a predicted model, not a curated record. Bases 216 to 857 code for a protein of 213 amino acids. The transcript is spliced from 2 exons. NCBI's taxonomy places the organism in Eukaryota, Fungi, Ascomycota, Eurotiomycetes, Eurotiales, Aspergillaceae.